UCCAAAACGAGGCAUAUAUUCUACAAAUGAGCUUUAGCCGACUAGAUGAUCUUUUGUCCGUUCAUUAGGAGUAGAACAUAUUAAAUUGGAUGAUUGUCAGUAACAAACGCUUGGUUGACACAAAUAUGAGGAAGCCGUCUUUGGAAGUGAAAAGGCAUAAGUUUUGGAUUGCUCUCUUUAUAAGCUUGGCUUACAGAGGACUUUCAACCCCAAUCAAUGAAAACAAACACAUUGUCAAUGGAAGACACACCACCGAAGAUUCUGCAGACACUCGAACAACUCAAAAUUUGUCGACUCAGGAUGCCGUUUGGAAAUCUAACCGACCCACAAGUGAUUCUAACAGAGACUUGUCGACCAAUGGUGAAUCAACCAGUAAUCCUAUCAGGUUUUCGAAGAUUAUCAAACGAGGAACUUUGACAGCUGGCACCGAACUACAGGUUACCGAUAGGGCUUCUGGAUUUGAUAAUGGAGAAACAUCCACUGAACAUAUGACGUAUGCAGCUCGUGAGUCAACUGGCGAUUUUCUGCAGAAUUCGGAAGAAGUAACGAGAGAAGGUGAUGGUUUUCAGACCAAUGGUUCAAUACAUACUGGCAUUGAUCAAACACACCUUGAUCAGACCACGACAAAUGGUCUCAAUAUAACAAGAGACGAUUCUAAUCUGACCUGUGAGAAAAAUGUAACCAGUUGUGUUGGAGUUCAUCCCGAGCAACGGCCAAAGCGAUCAUGUGAGGGACGAUGCGGGAACAUCUCCAGAGAAGCUUUUUGUCAAUGUGACCCAAAGUGUUCUAAAUAUGGAGACUGUUGUUCGGACUAUACCACCAUAUGUGAUCCAAAUGGGAUUAACGAUCUAAGAAAAAGUGACAAUGAAAUCUAUGAGUGCACAUCGUCAUCUGAUGGUGUCUAUUAUAGCAGAUCGGUUUACAAAAUCGCCAAAUGCCCAUACGACCAAAGAGAUUCAGAACUAAAUUUACAAUGUCAGGAUCGCCAUGGGCUUCUUAAUCUCAUACCAGUUGUUGAUUUACAAACUGGAGAGAACUACAGGAACAAGUUUUGUGCAUUAUGUCACGGAGUGACUGCCUAUGACCCCUGGAAUGUCUCAAUUAGUUGCGAAUCUGAAGAAAUCAAUCCUGAAAAGUUCAUUAAUGCCGGUAUCGAUCUUAUAGUUGAUUUACUCCAUAACCCUGCAUGUACACUUCAACUAACUGCACCAACGAUUUCUCGACCCUGUAUCAAGCUACAUUACGAUUGCAUGAAUAACUGCCAGAACACAAACAUAUCAGAAAAGUGUGCAACAGCCGGUCAAAAUCCCGUCAGAUACUUCAAAUCUUGGUCAAUGUUUUCCUACUACGGGGUACAGUUCUACAAUAUUUAUUGUUUGCAGUGCGCUCUCGGUCCAAAUUCAAUAUCCGAUACAGCAAUUAAAUGUUCCAUAAGUUCUGAUGAUGCUAGGCAUGUCCCGUAUAAGUAUUUUAGUUUUGCCUUAAUCGUAGAUAUGAAAUUCUUCAAUUUAUAUGGACUGAAAAUCAAAGCGAAUGGAAUAUAUGGUUUGGACAAUCUUGAAUUUCAUUGUACUGCAAAUCAACAUCAAUGUGAGGCAAAGGGCUGUCCAAUACGCCACACUAAACGUACGUCUAAAUGUUCAAUAUUGAACCACAUCGUUGCCCAAGUGAAGCUACGAUUUGACAUUAACCACACUAAUUCGAGAAUCGAGAAAGUUUUCCACAAGACUAAACUAGUGAUCAGCGCGGUUACUAAAGAUGCUAUCAACACUGUCUAUAGCCCUAUUGGCUACAUCCAAGUAGGGAAUACUAGAUGGACGCCGACUCGAUACAUAGUCGAAUUUACAUUUAACGUCACUGCUCCAGUUGACAUUCUUGCUACUUCUUUAGAAAAGGACUUAUCGAAGCAAUUGGAGGUACUGACUACUCAACUUGGAGAAUUUUACGAUAAGGUGGAUGUCAAUAUGACAUACGAGAUUAUGGAACAGCUUGAAGCAGAAGGGGAAAGAGAGAUUGAAGUAACGACCAAGAAUGUGGAGAGUCGUCAAUAUCACGUACAAGCAAAUUGUGCGAACGUACUUGCGCUCCUUUUACUUCAUGGACUAAUCUUUGGAAUCUAAAUGAGGAAAACCUAGGUCGAAUGACCAUGAUGACUGAUUGAUGCUGAUAUGACUACUUAUUGUAUAUACAGUAUGAUUAUUUUUGAGAAUUUCAGCUAAAAUCAAAACUUAUCAGAUACAGGAAUCUUAGCUCUAUCGCAUUUCAUCGUUUUAUCGAUCAUGAUGAGACUCAAAAUAUGCUUCUAAUUCAGCUGUCUAAUUUUCCCAAAUAUUAGUCUUUCAUGUUUAUCGUCAAUUUUUACGUCACUCCUUAAAGUCCCC
Messenger RNA from Owenia fusiformis, 2381 nucleotides. NCBI's taxonomy places the organism in Eukaryota, Metazoa, Annelida, Polychaeta, Sabellida, Oweniidae. The record is from the annotation of a GenBank genome assembly.